UCAGUUCGAAUACAUUUUGUUGGGCGAAGUGAGUGCGGCGCGCGUUUGGAAUUCUUGUGUGUUUUUUUGUUUGUCCUGGAUUUCUCUAUCGGCAAAGUGUUUACGGUAACGGUGUAUGAAAACAUCGUCGGCAAUAAAGUCAACGGGCUUCUAUGGAUAGUGCACGGAUUUUUUAAUGAUCCUUUUUCUGUGGAUUUAUACGCGCGGGGCAUAUUACUAGGUGAUUUCAGUGUGAUAUAUUAUUUGGCUGAAUAAUUUCUGUUUACGAGAUUUAAACAAUUCACUAAGAAGUUUGAUUUCGCCGGGAUAUGUUUGCUGCACAUAUGCGUACGCUUUACCAAUCUGUUGUUUCUCGUUCUUGUGGAUUAGUCGCCAUUGACCGUAAAUAGUGCCCAUGUCUACAUCUUUCAUGCUGGAAUAAAUAGGAUGUACCAUAAAAAGGAUACUUUAUAGCCAGAUUUUAAAUAGUUGCACAACAAAUAUCACCACAAAUCCCCAUGAAAACAAAUUGAAUUGAGAAGUCGAGGAUAAUUCGCGUAAUUUUCUGAUCCUGAGAGAAAGUGUUCAGUGCGGGAACUCGAUAAAAUCGGAAACAUCAGUAUUUUCUUCGACUCAAGAAACAAUUUGCUGGAAAUUACAUAUCAGUUCUAUUAGAGAAGCGUAUCCUUUAUCGGCAACGCGGCUUUUUGAGAAUACCACAAUAAAAGGCUGACCCUAAAUUUUGAGUGCAGUGGUUUUGAGAUCAAACCACUAGAGAGUAAUCAGGCAAACUUGGGUUAUUCAAUAAUAAAUUAAAAUAAAAUUUGCUGCAGUGGCGCUACAUACGAGCGAAGCCUUCAUGGCGGGCUUUCUUAAAACGGGCGAAUUAGGUCCGCAUGGAUAUGGGGCACCACACCCGCAUCAUGCUGUGGCGCAUGGGCCUUUACCGCCUGGUAUGCCCAUGGUGGGGCAUUUUGGACUUCCACAUGGGCUUGAUGCUGUUGGGUUCCCCCAAGGUAUGUGGGCAGGUGUUAAUCCGCGAAAACAACGUCGGGAACGUACAACAUUCACUCGAGCACAAUUAGAUGUUCUUGAAUCGUUAUUUGGGAAAACACGGUAUCCAGACAUAUUCAUGAGGGAGGAAGUAGCAUUAAAAAUUAAUUUGCCCGAAUCAAGGGUGCAGGUGUGGUUCAAAAAUCGUCGUGCCAAAUGCCGUCAACAGCUGCAACAUCAGCAAUCUAGCAAUUUAAAUAGUUCCAAAUCAAAUUCAAAUUCCACAUCAAGUUCGUCGGGUAGUCGUCAUUCAUCCAAUAACAAUAACAAUUCCAGCAGUAAUAAUAGCAGUGGCACUGCAUCAUCAGCCAAUGGCAAUUCAUCGCAAAAAUCAAACACAUCAUCUUCAGCGGCAGGAAGUGGUACAGGUUCCUCAAGUCACAACAGCAAAUCCUCAUCUAUGAAAACACAUCACAAUUCGCAAUCACAUUCAACACACGCGCACUCACAUCCGCAUAGUAUUCCACAAAAUCUGGUUCAAACUAGUUCCGCCAGUUCUUUAAACAAUAGCAUCGGAGCAGGACACAAUUCUUCGCCAAUCCUACCGAUAACACCUUCGACAUCAGUGAGUCCGCCUAUCAAUGUGAUCUGUAAAAAAGAAGUAGUUGGUUCAUAUCAUACCCCCGUCGGAACAAACCCUGAUACCUUGAAAUCCGGGGUUGGAAUCGUAUCUGGAUAUGAUUCAGUUAAAGAGUCCGAACUUGGCAACUUGGCCCAUCACAUGUCAUACGCUCGUCUAGGACAAACAGGCGGAAACCUGACACCUCUCGGAUCAAAUUCAUCGAUUAUGACUACGCCGUCACCACCUAUAACACCACAGGCUUCCCACAACCCGCUAUCCUAUGUUCCAAAUCAUGAUUCCUACAACUUUUGGCACAAUCAAUAUAACCAAUAUCCCAACAAUUAUCAAACCCCCACCUACUAUUCUCAAAUGGACUAUUUCAACCCCAACCAGUCCAACUACAACAUGAGCCACUCAGGCUAUGGAACAUCGAAUUUUGGUCUAUCAUCGAACUCGACGCUACCCAGUUCGAUGUCGGGUCAAACCUUCUCACCGAAUGGCCUCGAAUAUCCACAAGACAAGUACGUUAAUAUGGUGUAGAAAAUUAUGAAAAUUAAGGAAUCUUUCAAUCUGUUUAGUGGUAGUAAUUUAAUGCUAGAUAAUAAUAGGAGUUUGGCAGACAUAUUUGAUGCUGUCGAGACCGGGGACGAUUCAAAUUCGGUCAAAUAGUUACAUUUGGAAACUAUCUUGUUAGCAAAGGUCGGGUUGAGAUUCAGUUUGGUAUUGACCCUCAUUAUAAGUUACCGGCCCAGCCUAAAUUAUCAAAGCAAUUAGUUGGAACUAAAACGGCACAUUAAUAAUUAAUUUUCAGUUCUUUCUUUAGAAAUCCACUUCCUUUUUUAAUCCUCUUCUCUCUUUUCAAUCAACUUUUGCAGAUACGUGUAAUUAUAAAAAUACAGCACAUUCCUACGAGUCCGUACAAUGUCGAACAUCAUCAAAUCAAUGUUCUGCCUCACAAUUUCGAGAUUUGACUUAUAUCAUUAUUAUGUCGAUAUGUAAAUAGUAAAGAAAUUUAUCAAAUAUAUUUAGAAUUCCUAGAGAUAUGUAAAAAAAAAUAUAAUUAAAACUAAAAAAGUAAAUUUAAAAGAAGCAAAUUGCUUAAUUUAUAAAUUAAAGGUAAACAAAUAAUAAACUAAUUUUAUUUGAUAGGUAAAAUUAUAUCAUAAUUAAUUAUUUCGUCCUUCCGUCUUUAAUAAAUAGCCAAAAAUCAAUUUAAAUACCUUCAUAUAUAAAUUUUUUUUUUUGUUUUUUUUUUUUAAGCUAAUCGAAACGUUAAAAAAAAUCGUAAAUUUUCAAAGAUAUCACACAAUCCAAACUCGUUAUUUUUUGAAUGAAAUAUCUCUCAUAUUUCUCACUCAAAUCUAUAAAGGUUAUUUUGUCCCAAAGAAGAUGAAGCGAAAGGCGUCAAUGUAAAGCGAUAUAGUAGAAGGGAAACUUAAUAAAAUCUUUGUAAAUUUUAAAAUUCAUCCGCAAAUGAUCAAUGUGUGUGUAUGAUUGUAUAUAAAAGGAUUCAAGCCGAAUAUCAAAGUCUGUAUAACUUAUCGGCACCUCAUCAAUAGAUUAACAGAAAUUUUGUUGUACUUUAAUAAUUUAUAAGACUAUCAUUUAUAUCACAUCAUUUUGAAGGACUAAUUAAGAA
Hermetia illucens (black soldier fly) is the source of this 3233-nucleotide messenger RNA. It is a transcript of the gene oc, whose product is annotated as homeotic protein ocelliless. Gene Ontology annotation, biological process: regulation of transcription by RNA polymerase II. The transcript has 4 exons. Gene Ontology annotation, cellular component: nucleus. The record is from RefSeq and is a predicted model, not a curated record. Bases 839 to 2134 code for a protein of 431 amino acids. Gene Ontology annotation, molecular function: RNA polymerase II cis-regulatory region sequence-specific DNA binding; DNA-binding transcription factor activity, RNA polymerase II-specific. NCBI's taxonomy places the organism in Eukaryota, Metazoa, Arthropoda, Insecta, Diptera, Stratiomyidae.